Messenger RNA from Stegostoma tigrinum, 11165 nucleotides. RefSeq names its product sperm acrosome associated 9 (gene spaca9). Gene Ontology annotation, cellular component: ciliary base; acrosomal vesicle; sperm flagellum. The record is from RefSeq and is a predicted model, not a curated record. The coding region runs from base 142 to 648 and encodes 168 amino acids. Lineage: Eukaryota; Metazoa; Chordata; Chondrichthyes; Orectolobiformes; Stegostomatidae. The transcript has 5 exons.
GCAUGGCGCUAGCUGAAAUUGUAUCCAGUUAACAAACUAACCAGGCUAGGAGAAAAACGUCCAUCGGGAACACAUAAAAGGGCAACGAAUUUAAAAACGAUUUGGUAUAAUCCGAGAUCUUACUUUUUCAAAAUUUCAGGUAUGAAUGAGCUGAAGGCUACUCUGCGAGAUCUGGAACAACGCUAUUUACUCUUCAAACAGCAACAAUUCACAUUUGUUGCAGCUCUGGACCACACACGUGAGAACGCCCACGACAAGACCAAGCCUGUGUCUACUCUUUCACAGGUUCAAAAUUACCUGGACCAUUACUGUAACAAUUCAACAGACAAGCGAAUCCUGAUCAUGUUCCUGGAUCUUUGCAAAGAUCUGAGUGAAUUUUGUAGUCAACUUGAGGAUAUAAAUCCCAAAGCUUGCUCACCUGAUGAUAGGCUGGAAAAAUGCAAACUCCUUCUCAGCUGCAACAAUGACAUGUCCAACAUUCGAGCCAAAUAUCCUCACGAUGAAGUGAAUCACCUGAGCUGUGAUGAAUCAAAGCACCACUAUGGUGCUGUGAUCAGUGUCUUGCCGGUUGCUUUAGACUUGUUAAGGGAAGGUAUUGGCGUCAUUGAAUCAGCCCAAUACGAAGCUGCGAGAAAUAACAGGUUCUGAUUCAUCUUCUUGAAUAUAACUGAUGCAGCCCAUUUCAGAGGGCAAUUAAGUGUCAUCUGUAUUGCUGUGGAUCUGGUGUCAAAUGUGGACCGGACCAGGUAAGGGCAGCAGAUUUCCCUCCCUACAGGUCAUUAAUGAAUAAGGUGUCUUUUUUAUAAUAAUCUAGCAGCAUUAUGGUCACUGCUACAGGUGACAUUCAGUAGCAUCUUAGCUAACUACUAUGCUAACCUUUAUUUCAGGUUUAUUGAUCAAGCUGAAUUUUAAUUCUUUAAUUGCCAUGCUGGGAUUGUCAAUUAUGUCACCAAAUUAUUAGCUCAGAACUCUAUAUUAAUAGACCAGUAAAAAAUAAGCCACUUAUAUUAUUCCACCUAACAGACAUGUGGCAAAAAUGGAUAAAUAAUGUUGAGGUAUAGAGUACUUAUGCACUGGAGGGGCCAAAUAUCCUUCCCUUGUUUGUAAAGUUCCUAAUGUACCUUGGGAAUUCAAAAUAUACACAGUAGUCUAACAUCUCUUGUAAGGAAUCAUGUUGUUAUACAUAUCUAGUGACACUUUAAUGGAUUUUGUUUUGUUUUUGUUUUCUCAGCUCACUUUGGAGACCAAACUAUUCUUGAGUACUAGCCCAGAAAUGAUUGUGUUCUCAGAAUUUGAGUUAGCCAAUCCUAGAUAAAAAAGUAAGGACCAGUGGUCUUUAUGCAAGCAAUUGCUGGUAUUUUUCAACAAUAACUAAGUUAAAGAAGCACUGAGUGGAGGUUAUGAGUAGAUGCAAUGCCACAAUUGACUAAGAAUCAAUUAGUUGAACAAAAAAGACUCAAACAUAUGCAAUAUUCUACAAUAUUAAAAAAGUGAGUAAUUUGUAUACAUUUUCUAAACAUUCUUUUAUUUGAUUUUUCAUUCUCUUUCAGGCUAAUAACAAGGAGACAGAUCCACAUAGUAUUUCAUAUUUACCAAAAUGACCACACAAUUUUCUACAUGCUUGUUUACAAAAAUUGAUGUAUUUCUGUGGGGAGGUGUGCUGCCUACAUUUACUAAUGGGAUUUGCUAGGCUUAGCGUACUGCUCCUAAUUCAUUUUCCUUACUCCUUUCUUAUGCUGCAAUUCUAAUGUCAGCAUCCACAGAGUACUGGAGCAUUUAAAAUUGUCAUAUUAAUACAAAUUCACAUUCUCUUCUAGAUUAAAGAUUGUCCUAUUUUCAAGAGCUGCUUGAGUUUGAUCUCUGAAGUACGAAAUCGUAAACAGCGGCAGAAUAGAGGUUUAUAUUGUCAAACACAUCCACUGUCUUGUCCAAAGGAUCAAAUCCUUCUGCUUCAACCUGUAGGGAAAAGAAAUGAAGUACAAUAAUUUUACAGUGAAUUAAUAAAUUAAGAAUCAUCUAGGUGGGUAGUUCCUGCAAUCUUCAUAGAAACUAAUACAAUGCCUGCAAACUUUGAUAUGUGAAAACAGUAAAUACAACUGUCAAAGAUUAGCAAAUGCUUGAUAAAUUUGAAUGACAAACAGGAUUAACAAUUCUAAAGACCUUUCUUUUUUUUGUGAUCAGACAAAUUAGGAAUGUUAGCACUGGAAAAUGAAUGUUUUAUAAUCUGGCUACCUGGACCAGCAAAUAAAAGCAUAGAAGGUUCAACACAGAUCGAGGGAAAAGUUUUCUAAACGUGUGUAGCCAUUAUCGUGAGCUACAUAAAAAUAUCCUUUACUGUAUUUGGAAUUUUUAUUUUCUAUAUCAACCACUCCAAUUUUGUUUUGCUUUAUCUAAAUUUGUUCACGGAUUGUGGGAGUUAUUGAUUAGGCCAGCAUUUAUUUCCAAUUUACUUCACUAACUGCUGUGGAUAAAAUAGUAGUGAACUGCAUGCUUGAACUGCUGCAGUCCUUAUAGCAUGGUGACACCCAGAGUGUCUUUAAGCUAGUGAGGUCCAUGCCUGCUGCAAUUGGUUUGAGGAGCUCAAAUUUAUUUCAUGUAGGCUCAUUACAGAAAACAAACAGAAAGAAACUUAAUCCCAUUAUUCUGGGCUGAGUAUGCUAUCAAGACUUAUGGAGAAAUGAUGUGUAGCAAUGACAUAGUUUAAUAACAUGGCUAUAACAGCAUUUAUUGCCAAUCCCGAAUCACCCAGGGGACUGUUAAAAAUCAACCACGUUCCUGUGGAUCUGGAGUCAAAUGUACACCAAACCAGGUAAGGAUAGCAGACUACCCUCCUGAAAGGACGCCAGUGAACCAGAUGGAUUGAUGUGACAACGGAUACAUGGUUGCUAUUAGGCUAGCUUUUUAUUCCUUUUUUUCAUUAAUUCAAUUCAGAUUUUAUUAUCUGGCAUGGCAGGAUUCAAAUCCACAUCCUCAAAACAUUAAUCUGGGGUUCUGGAUUACAAAUCCAGAUAUACCAGAUACCAUCAUUUCCCCUUCCAUCGCACCAUCCUCUCUCCCAUUUUUGUAAUUAAAAUCCAGGCACUCACCAGGUAUGUAUUUGAGAGAAAUCUGUGAUAUAAAUUCACUUUUAAAAUAUGUGAAUCACAGAAUUGUUUCAGCGCAGCAGAAGUCAUUCAACUCAUCUUGUCCAGCUCCGCUGCCUUCUCCCUGUAACCCUGCACAUUCAUCCUUGAAUACCCCAACUGAACAUGAUUCAAGCAUGCUCUCAGGCAGUGCAUGCCGGAUCUUAACCAGUUACUGCAUGAAAAUAGUUUCUUUUUUCAUGCUGUUUUUGCUUCUUUUAUGGAAAUAUGUGUUUAAUUAAAUUUUACAAUAUCUGUGCUGAUGCUAUUUAUGUUUUAUGUUAAGUAACUAUUAUUUUUCAAUGUUUUUCUUCCUUUAGCCAUGCUACAUCAUAUAAGCUUGUGAAAAACAAGAACACACAGAAUGGUCUGUAACUGGAUGUUAGGAAGUACACUAAAUAAGGGUGAUCCCAGUUUUAGCCGGUCAUCUUCCUCCUCAUCAUGGGUGAGAUCCUGUAUGGUGGCUGGUUUAUUCUCCUUUGGAAGAUUACUAGAGAUACUGAAGAAAGAUUUUGACUUAUGAGGUUAACUUGCCAAACAUGUAGGCAAAGUUCAGAGCAGGUAGUUUGUUUAAUUCACUGUCUAGGGAUCACAAUAGGGAAACCAAGAAAAGAAUCAAAGAAAGGAAAAUGGCGAGUGCAUCACUAAAAAUGUCUAAGAUGUAGGUUUUAGAUUGAUUAAAUAAACUAAAAAUGCAUUUGUUACUGGAUUGUUUUUGAAAUCAUUAAAGUAUUAUUAUAUUGGAUAAUUAAGCCUGGUCUUGCAACAAUUAAUUUAAAUUAUAAAGAUAGAGGAAAAUAAAAAUAUAAGAAGUAAAAGAAAACAUUUUAACUUUCAAACAUCUAGGUAAUCUGUUAUCUUAAAGACCACAUGACAUUUGGGAUCAAGUAACAGCUGAUACUGGUAACAUAGGAGAGUUCCUUAUUGUUUGGCAUAUAAAUAUAUCAGGUAUUAUAUUUGAAUUGCCCUUUUAAGCUAAUAUGAAUUAUUGUGAAGUUGAUAUAGUACUUGUGGAUUGGAAGGCAGGAUGUUAGGAUUUGAUGUUUAUAAAAUAACAGGGGAAGAGUACAUGGUCCCUUUAAAAGAUGAUGUAUAUUUUAUUGGCUUUGAGAUUGAAAAAAAACAUGUGGGGGUGCACAGAGAGCUCCUGAAAUUGAAACACUGUAUCAAAUGUUGGUUCAAAACCCAGGAAGUAAUCUUGUUUUGUUAGCGAGGCAACCAGACUGACUAUCAACCAAUUAAUUUAAAUCAGGCACUUAGAAACUAAAAACCAACUAAAUGUAAAUCUGAUGGUUUUGACAACCUAGGACCAAUCUAUUGUAAGAAAUUGAUAGGUCAUCAAGGAUAAAAAAGAAGAGGGCAUUCAAAAGUCGGUGAGAGAGCAGUUGCCGUCUGUUAAAGUUAACCAGCACCAAACAGAAAAUCACUGGUUCUCACAAAAUUCUAUAAGUUCUCAGAAAACUAUCACGUAAACUAAAGGUACAGCAGUAGUCUUAGUUAAUAUUCCUGACACUAGAAUUUGACAGAGAAAGGCAUUCCUGACUGAGCAACAGAGCAGAGAAGGCAGUGAACAUUCUAGAAGGCGUAUCCUGGCUGUAAUUUUAAGACAAUACGUUUUAAGUUUUCUUUAUUUAUCGUUUAUAUGAAUGGGAUUUGAACUUAUUAGAACAGCAUACCAUUAGAAUUUUCUUUUAUUUGGGAAUAGUUAUUAAUUGAGAGGGAAUUGUUUGGUUUGUUAGUAGUUCUGUUAAUUUGUUCACUGUUGGAGUUCGAUAAAUAAAUUGUUAAUUGUUGUUUAUAGAGUGUCAGGUGUUCAUUUCAUUUAACCUGCCCUUUAUAACAGAUUGGGAGGUGAGAUGCCGGUUACACCACUUUUCACACUUCCUUUAACAGAUUAUGAGGCGACUCAAGCUUCUUGGGGUUUUUCAGUUUUAGUUAUUCAGAACCUUUGCUUCAUAACAGAUUGAGGGCUCAAGUCCAAGAGUGCCUGGUUCACAUAUGGGAUGUGAACGGAUUUGGACAGAUGUGAAUUGAUGUGGACAGAUGUGAACAGAUUUGGGGUAUGAAAGUUCCCAACAGAUUUAAACAGACUUGGGGAUUAAAGGUUAAAUCUUUAAAAUAAAACUUAGGUGAGAAGUGGAAAUCAAUUUUGGUUAUUUGUGGUCGGUUAAGUCAAAAUUGGGGGAAAUGGCUCUUAACAUUGCUAAAGAGGCUCUGGGCUUUGAAGAUGCUUCCCAAAUUUGCCAAGAAAGUUUAGAAAGAGCAAAGAAGGAUAUACUUCUGGACUUCUUAAACAGGCUAGAAUUGGGUUUAACUAGGGAUAAGAGGAGAGCUGAAACUGUAACUAGGUUGGUCAAGCACUUAGGUACAUCAGAGAAACAGGCAAGUGCAGUGGAGUUAGAAAAAAAAAUUGAAAAUUAGACAAUUGGUGUUAGGAGAUAAAGAAAAGGAAAGAAGAGCUAGGGCAGAAGAGGAAGAAAUGGAACCGAAAUGGUUAAUUAGGGUUACAAGCAGAAGAAAGAGAAAAAGAGAGACGAGAAAGGGAGAAAGAGAGAGUUUGAAAUUCAAAAGUUGCAAAUUAAAGAAGAAAGUCAAUUUGAAAGGGCAGAAAUAAAGUCAGGAGAUAGGCUUAGUGAGGAGAGUGAUGAUGAGCAAACCCAUCGUAGCCAAAGACCUGAUAGAGAUAUAUACAAAUAUGUUAAAACAUUACCAAAAUUCGAUGAAAAGAUGUAGAAGCCCUUUUCAUUUCCUUUAGCUUAUUUCUCAACCAGAUGAACCAGCCGGAGACUUUGUGGGUAAUAUUAAUUCGGACCAAGUUGGUAGUAGGGCUAGUGAAGUAUUUGCAAUGCUGUCAGAUGAGGUGUCUUGGGAAUAUGAAGUAAAAUAGGCUAUUAUUGAGUGCCUACAAAUGUCUACCAGAAGCAUAUAGACAACACUUCCGAAAUAAGAGGAAGGAAAUAGGUCAGACUUAUGUUGAAUUUGAAAGAAUUAAACAUAGUAACUUAGAUAGAUGAAUGAGAACAUUAAAGAUAGAAAAGACAUAUGAGGAUCUCAAUGAGAGUAUUCUGCUGGACGAGUUCAAAAACUCACUUCCAGAAAUGGUAAGAUCUCAUGUUGAGGAACAGAAAGUUAAAAUAGCAAGAAGCACUGCGGAGAUGACAGAUGAAUCUGUAUUAGUGCAUAAAUUGAAAUCUAGAUUCCAACAUCAAUUUCAUUCCAUUAGGGAUAGAAAUUGGGAAAGAGGGAGAACCUUCAAUGAGAAACAAAAAUUAGAUCGCACUGGGAACAGUUUGCCACAUGCGCAAAAAAAGAAACCCAAGCCAGUGGAAAAGAGAUGGAAGACCUUAGGUGUUUUCACUGCAAUGAGUGGAACACUUAAAGUCAUUGUGCUGGUGGAUUAGGAGAGGCACUGGGACAAAGUUGGUAAAAGAGGCUAAACCAGUGGGAUUAAUUGAGGUAGUGAAGGAAAUCCCAAGAGAAGUCAAGGAGCGUGCAGGAGAGUGCACAGCCUAGUCACAGGCUGUAAGAUAGUAAGAUAGUGCUUAUCAUUUCAAAUACUUCACCUCUGUGGGCAAGGGUUACUCAGGAAGAACAGGGGAGGUGGUAAAGAAGUUACAUAUUGAGGGAUACAGGAACUAGUCAAUCUCUAAAAGUAAGAGAUGAAAAUAUUUGUUCCUUCUGAAAUGUUAUCUGAGAGAGUGAUUGUGGAAUAAAUGGAGAGAGAUUUAGCAUUCCCUUGUGUACAAUAAGGCUGGAAUGUCCAGUCAAGAUGAGGAAGUGAUAGCAGGAGUGCCUGAAAGAGUGUAUAUUCUGGUAAUACAGUUUGUUCUUGGAUAUGACCUAGCCAGAUCAAAGGUGGGAGUGAUGCCUAUUGCAGUAGAGAAGCCAAAAGAAAACCAGGGAACUGAAGAGUUAAAAGAAAAAUACCCUGGAAUUUUUCCAACUGUGUGAUGAAAAGAUGCCAUGGUCAUAAGUUAAAGCAAGAAGUGAAAACUAAAGAGAAAGACGAAGGAGUUGAGGUCCAGUUAGCUGACAUCCUAUUUGAUGAAAUGGUAAAGGAAAAGCCUGAGCAGGCAGAGGAUCCGGCAGAGGUGUUUAAUUCUGAAAGACAAGUGGAGUUACAACAAAAAGACAAGACAAUAGAAGAUUUAUAUCAUAAAGCCUACUUGGAAAAGGAGUCAGAAUGUAUUACAGAAUAUUAUUUAUUUAAGGAUAGAAUCCUAAGGUGGAACAAGACACCUUGGCAGGUUAGUGCAGAGGAGAAAUGGGCAGAAGUUCAUCAGAUUGUGUUGCUGGUAGCAUACAGACAGGAAGUAUUACGGGAAGCACACUAAUUAAGUGUAGGAGGUAAUUAAGUGACUCAGGCUAAGAUACAGAAGCAUUUCUAUUGGCUGGGUUACAUAAGGAUGUGAUUGAAUUUUGCCAUACCUGUCAUAUGUGUCAGAUGGUAGGAAAGCCACAGGCAGUAAUAUAACAGCACCUUUGAUGUCAAUCCCUGCAUUGUUUGGUUUGUUAGUAGUUCUGUUAAUUUGUUCACUGUUAGAGUUAGAUAAAUAAAUUGUUACUUAUUGAUUAUAGAGUGUCAGGAGUUCAUUUCAUUUAACCUGCCCUUUAUAACAGAUUGGGAGGUGACAGAUAGGUUAUACCACUUUUCACACUUCCUUUAACAGAUUAUGAGGCAAGAUGAGCUUCUCUGGGUGUUUAGGUUUUAGUUAUUCAGAGGGGGUUGACCUCUGCUUCAUAACAGAAUCCCUCGGCCAGUUACCUCCUUGGAUCAUUAAAGUCAUUUGACAGAGUAUGAAUGAAUCACUCAAGAAUUUGUCAGGCAAAAAACAAAACUAUAUGGCCUGUGAGGUUUUCCAUUCAACCCUUGGAUGAUACUACUCAAAAUGAAUAAGGGGAAACAAGAAAAUUGCAGGUAAUUUUAAACCAAUAUUUUGUGUCAGUCUUCAUGGUGAAGGACGCUAAUAAACAUCCCAAAGAUACCAAAUGUGCAUUGUGCUAAUGAGAAGAAAGGUCUCUGUCACAAUGGACAAAGUAUUUGACAAACUACUUGGACUAAAGGCAGAAAAGUUGCCAGAACCUGAUGAUCUAUUUCCACGGAAAUUAGAGGAAGUAGCUGUAGAGUGGUGGAGCCAUUGGUGAAACAUGCAAAGAAUUGAAAAAUUGCUAAUGUUAGAUUACUGAGAAUAUUUAAGGAGAGGUUAGAUAGAUUUUUGAAAUAUCUGUGAGCUGAUGGCUGUGCUCAGCUGGCACAAAAGUGGAGUUGAUAGCAGGGCAGAUCAGCCAUGAUCUUGCUGAAUGUUAGGGCAGGCUUGAAGGCUGAAUGGCCUACUCAUACGUCUUAUGCCUUUAUGAACUAUAACGCCCAUUAAGGAGGCUUAUAUUAAAAUUGAGGGUCAUACGUAAUUGACAUACAUUUGUCAAUUCUAUCUUUCUGCAUGAGAUAAUCAUGCAGAUAAAUACAUUGUACUUGAGUGAGUGAUGUAUGAGAUUUCUCGUGGGCAUUCUGGUGCCCUAUAUCCCACAUGUUUGUGAUUUCUGACUUGUUUCCUACAAUGGAUUUUUAUAGACUUGUGUCUGGCUUUGGCUUGUCUUUAUGUACUCAUCAUUAUUGAUUCAUAUUUAAAGGUCUUCCUGCUGUUAUAUCAGGCAUGUAAUUAAUCUAAAUUUUCUCAGCACCUUUAGAUUUCAUUCACUUUGUCCAUUAUAGAUGUUUAUACUUGUACCCACAAAGAACGCAUUUCUGAGGCUACAAGUUUGCAGGAUCAAGGUAGUGACAGCUUUUGAAAUACAUUCCUAAUGCUUUCAAAGUCAAUGAGUUGGAUAUCUAAAACCAACAUCUCUCCAUACCUUACCUUUAGUACGUACUCCCCUGGUGUUAGAAGCCUGUAGUAUUCUCCCAGAGAAUUGGUUUGAAAUGGGAAGAGAUUACUCCUGCCAAAAAUGUUUACAAUUGCUUUGGAAAUAGGAUUUCCUUUAUCAUCCAGAACUCUGCCUUUUAAACCUGGAAGUGUAAGGUGAGGUAAAUUAUCAUUUAGAAAUUACUCCAACGUAGUCAGCUAUUCAACUGACCUCAAGUAAAUAGGUAAGAAUGUAAAGAGACAAUAGGACCCUUGUGGUGCAGGGGUAGUGUCUCUAUCUCAGAGCCAGAAGGCCCAAGUUCAAGUCUGAACUACUCCAAAGGCUUGUCAUAACAUUUCACAACAUGUUGGUUUUAAAAAUCUAUAACAAAACAUCUUUACUUCUAAGCUACAGCUGACACUGCCAAACUUCAACAAAAUGUAAGUGAAAUUAUUUGAUCCUGAAUUGAUAACUUCAUUGACUGUGAAACACUUUGGAACAUCUGGCAAUGUUGUGGAAGGCACUAUAAAAAUGCAUGGUUUUCUUUUCUGACAGAAAUAAUUUAAAAGAUCCCCCAAAUCAGGAUUCAUCUAACACUGCGACUGAUGUCCUAAAAAGCGCUGUGUAGAUUAUUAAAAUUUAGUUGGAUUACUUUAUUGCAAUUUGGUUAAAAAAAUGACAAACCUAAUUAAUAACCAGGCAUUCCUGCGCACUGAUUUCAAAUGCUCUAAUUUAGUUACAACAUCAAUCGCAGCAAUACAAAAUAUUAAGCAAAUUGGAGACCAGCAGCUGUGACUUCCUGUACAGAAGCCAAUAAAGCAUUGCUUCCUAAACAUCAUCCCAUUGUUACCCUGUUUUUGAGGUUUGAAAGUUGACCCCUCAAUGAGCAGAGUGGUGUGACGAGAAGACAUAUGACAGCAGGGUAAACUGGUCAGCUGUUGCUGCCUCAGAGCUCGCAAACCCAAAUUGUCAGCUUGUAGCCUCACUUGGGGUACCAAGUCCCCCGUUAAGAAUACCUGCAACAGGCGCUGGAGUUAAAUCAAAUAUAACGCCUGAACAAUGCUGUUAAAAGCCUCCACUGUCAGUUUUUUUGUGCUGUUCUUUACCCUGUAAAAUAUAAGUCAUACCCAAUGUGUGCUGGUGUAACCUUAAUGUCAAAAUACCAAAUAACUAAGAAUCCAGAAUGGAAUUGACUUCCCUUUGAUGUAAUAAAUUUGACACUAGUACCUGCUGCUUCAUCCUAGAAUCUGAUUUUUAUUAUCUGCCACCUCUGCACCAUAUCCCAGCACAACAGAACCUAAAGUAGGUAUAAUCACAAGUUCAUAAUUGAUAUCCCUUCUUACAGCCUGAAUACUGCACCAAUAGCGGAAAACCCCAAGAUGUAAAUGGACUUGGGCAGAACCAUAAAACAAACUGAAUCAAAUUUUCCAAAUUAUAUAUCUUGUGCUGAUAUUCAGCACUACUAAAAUUAUAACUGAGGUAUCCGUGAGCAGAUACCUGAUGUCAAAUCAAAAAUCACCUACAUUUCUCUAGUUUUGUCCUCCACUGUCAGUGGCUAUCCCUUCAGCUACCUUGGCCCUAAGCUCCAGGAUUCUGCAACUAAACCUCUCUGCCUCUUUACCUCUCUCUCUCAUCUCUUUAAGACUUUCCUUAAAACUUACCUCUUUCACUAAGUCAACUAUUCUCAUAUGUCCUUUGGUGGCUCAGUGUCAAAAAUCUUUGCUAACACUUAUGAAGCAUCAUGGAACAUUUUGUAUUAACUCUGCUACAACUAACAGCAUUAUUGCUUUCAUUCUGGACCACAUCUGUGGGUAGUGCAUUCUACCACAGUUUUUGACCCAUUGAAAGCCAUACAUGAAAAAGUGAGAAUUUUCCAACAAGAAACACUGGCAAAAGGCCAUAAUUCAGAGAACAGAACCUGCAAGCUUUAAGAUGUACAGCGACAUAUACAUAUACCUAAAUGGACUUGCUGGAUAAAGACGAUGAGUGGGACUUUGUUCUGUUCCCAGAAGCGUGGUAGUUGUGCUGCAGGUGGGUACUUGCAACAAGAUAGCUCUAACGUCAGCUCAUAGCACUGGCCCCACACGUAAUUGUAGUCUUGCAUACCACCUAGUGAGAGAUAUUGAAAACUGUCAGACAGAUGUAUCUGGAACUAAGGUGUGCGGAAUCUUCACAUACAAAUUGCUUUGUAAAAUGUAA